This is a messenger RNA of Leptinotarsa decemlineata (Colorado potato beetle), 631 nucleotides long. RefSeq names its product V-type proton ATPase subunit G. Gene Ontology annotation, cellular component: vacuolar proton-transporting V-type ATPase, V1 domain; vacuolar proton-transporting V-type ATPase complex. Gene Ontology annotation, biological process: synaptic vesicle lumen acidification. The record is from RefSeq and is a predicted model, not a curated record. Gene Ontology annotation, molecular function: proton-transporting ATPase activity, rotational mechanism; ATP hydrolysis activity. NCBI's taxonomy places the organism in Eukaryota, Metazoa, Arthropoda, Insecta, Coleoptera, Chrysomelidae.
UAUGCAACCCAACAGACUCGGACUCAAACAAGUCUAUUUUAAAAUUGAACUUCCCGUUGCUCGGCUACAGCUUUUUCUGGCCAAUUUAGCAAUUGAAGGCACUUUUCAUUAAUUCAGUGUCACGGAAAGGGCAGAUAGACGAAGAUGGCCUGCCAAACGCAAGGCAUCCAACAGUUGCUGGUCGCUGAGAAAAGGGCCGCGGAAAAAGUGGCGGAAGCCCGAAAACGGAAAGCAAAGAGGAUAAAGCAGGCUAGAGAGGAAGCAGCAGCAGAUAUCGAACUGUACAGAAAAGAAAGAGAUCGCCAGUUUAAAGAAUACGAGGCCAAGUACAUGGGCUCCAGGGAAGAUGUGGCUGCUAAAAUUGACAGAGACACAGAAGUGAUCAUGAAGGAAAUGGAUUUGAAUGUUCAAAAAAAUAAAGACCCGCUGAUUAUGGACUUGAUCGACCUCGUCAUAGACAUAGAACCAAAGGUACACCGAAAUUACUUCAUCAUGAGGUCCUUCAAUAAAAUAUAAAAUUAAUUUGGUAACAGAUUCGUGUUGAGGUUAGAAAUCAUUGUUAUGGUUAUGCAUUUCUCUAUGUUUUGUUGAUUGUUGAAGAAUAUAUAAUUAAAUAAAUAUUCAAAAUCUU